CGACAACAACAGUGCCACAGUUCCACGUCAGCAGUGCCACGACAACAACAGUGCCACGUCAGCAGUGCCACAGUGCCACAUCAGCAGUGCCCCGCCACCAUGACGGGCUCAGUUCUGGGCAUGCCAGGCCAACUGGCAAAUGAGUCCAUUGCCGAGUACCGACAGCGUUUCGAAACUCAGCUCGCACUAAUCGCGGCUGAGGAACAGCGCCAGCUGGCAGCCGAGGCUCUCUGCCUACAGGCUGAAGCGGCGGCAACAGCUGACAAGCAGCGGCUUCAGGCCGAAGCAGACACAGAUACCAAGGCACGCCGCAAGGAAGCCCAGGAUCUGUUGCAGCGGCAUGAGACCACCAGCAUUGAAAGGCUCAAGUUUUGGCAUUUUGAACCAUCCGAGGAGCACGACGACGCGACACCGGAGGAACAGCACAAGGAAUUCAUGGCCAAGCUCAUGACCAGGUUGGACUUGAAGCAAUCUGCACCAAGACCCAAUGCUGGCGAGACCAGCAACGCACCCUCUAGCCGCCAGUUGGAGGAACGAGUUGACCACGUAGUCGCAAUGCUCGGCGACAUCAGUACCUUCACUGCACCAGCCACCAUCAGCAGCCAGCAGGACACCUUGAAGACCGAGGUUCAGCAACUGCAGCUGCCUAACAAGAAUGGCAACACCACGCAGCACUACAAGAUGCCGACAUUCCAAAUCGAGAAGUUCGAUGAUUAUACGCAUCAAGACCCGGUCCUCUGGUGGGAGGGCUUUACAACGCAACUUCGGAUUCUGUUCGUCGCCAAGCACACGUACAUCGGCGCCCUGUUCCUCAACUCAAAGGGCGGAUGCCAGAUCUGGUUGAGCCACCUGGCAACCGUCCACGGCGUCGACGUCGCAGAUCUGAAAGACAAGAUCUCUUGGGAAGAGUUAACACGGCUAUGGAAGAAGCGGUUCAUCGUGGACGACGCCCCAGCGCUCGCCAUCAACCGCCUCUUCGCUAUGACGCAAGGCGACACAUCGACACGGGACUGGCUCACGAAAUGGCAAAAGAUCGCGGCAAUGCCCGACCUUGACUUGCCAUUUUCGCAUCUGCGCCGCGAGUUCUACAACCGGUCAUGUGCCGCCUUGAGCCUUGCACUUGGUGAUCGUGAGCAAUACGUGACCUUCGCCGAAAUCAUCGACAAGGCGAGGGAGAUCAUCAAGACCAACAGGGCAGCUGCACAUGAGAAAUCAGCAUGGCAGCCAACCUAUGUGGAGAAGGUGAAAACUGGUCCGCGGCUGCAACAUGUCGCUGCAGUCCAAUCGGACAACAUUGUGGAAGACCCGGCAGCCACCCAAGCGUCACGUGAGGGAGAUCAGGUGGCUGCUGUCCAGCCGCAAAGCAACAACGAGUCCCGAGGAACCGGAAAGGCGAAAACCGCAUCGCCGACCGGAAACAGACAACCAGCACCAUGGGUCAAGUUUCACUUGACCGAGGCGGAAUACAAGUGGCGCGGCCACUACGGCUGCUGCUAUUGGUGCAAUAGCACCAAGCACAAGACCUCCCAAUGCCCGGAUCAAGGCAAGGAGGAUGUUCGGCCUCGUAUCAACUCGGGAAACUGAGUCCCGCGGGAGGUGAGGCGACUCCCCCUCUCACUCCGCCAGAUUCGACG
Messenger RNA from Chara braunii, 1634 nucleotides. The record is from the annotation of a GenBank genome assembly. Lineage: Eukaryota; Viridiplantae; Streptophyta; Charophyceae; Charales; Characeae.